Molecule: messenger RNA, 1443 nt
Organism: Emericellopsis cladophorae
Lineage: Eukaryota; Fungi; Ascomycota; Sordariomycetes; Hypocreales; Bionectriaceae
Product: Oxysterol-binding protein-like protein OBPalpha-like protein
Exons: 8
Coding region: 1-1443 (480 amino acids)
Cellular component (GO): cytosol; intracellular membrane-bounded organelle; membrane
Molecular function (GO): sterol binding
Source: RefSeq, a predicted model, not a curated record
AUGAUGAUACCACGAUUGUCGAACCCGACCAGGGCAAUGCUUCGGCCCGGUGCCGAUCUGAGUCGCAUUGUCCUGCCUACCUUUAUCCUCGAACCGCGAAGUAUGCUCGAGCGCAUCACCAACUUCAUGUGCCAUCCCGAGAUGCUCCUACAUAUUCCUUCGAUCGACGACCCCACCGAGCGAUUCGUUGCCGUAGUCAAGUUCUACUUGAGCGGUUGGCACAUCCGACCCCCGGGUGUCAAGAAGCCUUUGAAUCCGAUCUUGGGCGAGGUCUUCUCCUGCUACUGGGAUCUUGAGCAGGGGAAAUCUAGGGCAUACUAUAUCUCCGAGCAAACGUCGCAUCACCCGCCCAAGUCCAGUUACUUCUACAUGGUACCAGACCACCACAUCCGAAUCGACGGAACAUUGAAACCUCGAAGCAGGUUCCUGGGGAACUCAGCAGCCAGUCUCAUGGAGGGUAUCGCCUACUUGAGCCUGUUGAACCGAGGCAAGGACAAGACGAAGGGGGAGCAAUAUGUGAUCACACAGCCCAACAUGUACGCGCGCGGUAUCAUGUUUGGAAAAAUGAAGUACGAGCUUGGCGACCAUAGCUUCGUUCGCUGCCCAGAACUCGACCUCACAGCCGACCUAGAAUUCAAGGUCAAGGGCUGGGUCGGUGGCACUUACAACGCCAUUGGCGGUGCUAUCAAGAGGGAAAGCACAGGCGAGGUUCUCUACGAGCUCUCCGGUCUGUGGAGUGAUGAGAUGUUCAUUCGCGACGUGACGACUGGCAAGCGUGAGAUGUUCUUCAACGCGACCAAAUCCAAGCCAAGUCCCCCGAAAGUCCGACCUAUCCGUGAACAAGCUGAUCGCGAAUCCCAACGAUUGUGGGAAAAGACGGCCAACGCGGUCAGGGAGCGCAAACAUGAGGUUGCGACAGAUGAGAAGACGACGAUUGAAGAUCGCCAGCGUGAAGAAGCAGCCAAGAGGUCUCGCGAGGGUAUUCAAUGGCAUCCGCGCUUGUUCCGCGCUGUCAAGGGUGGCCCGGGCCAGCCUGAGGAAGGCAUGAGUGAUCUAGAAUGGAUCAUUGAUGCGACAGUUGACCACACAGCAACCCCCGACCAGCAGGCUGGGCAGAUCAAGGGCAUCUAUCCGAUUGUGGAUGGUCAGCAGGCCACCUUGGACUUCCUCGACGGAAACCCGUCUAGUUCAACCAUGGUUGAGCCAAAGCCGCCUUCAGAAGAAGGACCGGGGACAGACAGUAGCAAAGACGCACCCAACGAGGAAUUGGUAGAGACGGGCCACGGUGACGCAGCUCCCACGACAGCGGAGCCAGCUUCGUUGCCCGCGCAAACGCCAGAUGAAAUUGAGAAGAUGCUGUCAUCAACGGGCAUGGGCAAGACCCUCCCUCAUGCCAUUGGUGACUAUGCAGUCUGCCUCUUCAUUGAGGCUAUGAAUCCCUGA